AUGGGGUCACUGGCUCAAAGGCUCCAGCACCCCCUUUCUGUGAGUAAAGUAGUUGUACAGAGUGGAAGAUCUGUCACCAUCCCAUGUCUCUAUGAUAGAGAAUAUGAAAAUCAUGUGAAAUACUGGUGUUAUGGGUCAUACUGGAAUAAUUGUGAAACUGUAGUACGCACUGACUCUCCAACAGUUAAAGGUGAAACAUCAAUCACUGAUGACCCCACCCAUCAUGUGUUCACUGUUACCAUGAGAAAGCUUCAGAUGAUGGACUCUGGAUAUUACUGGUGUGCUGUAGAGAUCCAGCGCGGUGGAGAUAAGAGAGCAUAUCUGCACCUGUCAGUCACUGCAGACACUCCUGGACUCUGGGUUGAGCAGCAGGAGGUGGCCGGUGUGGAAGGGGGCCAUGUCAGUGUGCCGUGUCACUAUAAUGAACCGAGCAGCAUGAAGAAGUGGUGCAGGAUAGAGGGCUCCUGUGUGGAAGUGAAUUCUGGUGAAUCUGGAAGAUCAGAGAUGAAAGAUGACCGCUCUAAAAAGGUCUUCACUGUGACGGUGAGGGAGCUGAACAUGGAGGACACAGGCUGGUAUUGGUGUGCUGCUGGAGAACUACAGAUCCCUGUUCACCUCACUGUCACUCAGAAAACUACAACUACCACAGUCACCACACGUAAGGAACUCAAAAUGAGCCUGUAA
Conger conger (European conger) is the source of this 684-nucleotide messenger RNA. RefSeq names its product polymeric immunoglobulin receptor-like. Lineage: Eukaryota; Metazoa; Chordata; Actinopteri; Anguilliformes; Congridae. The transcript is spliced from 3 exons. The coding region runs from base 1 to 684 and encodes 227 amino acids. The record is from RefSeq and is a predicted model, not a curated record.